GAGCCUGGUUUGUGCUAAUGUUUGCCCAAAAUGGAUAAAACCUUUUAGCUCCUAUACUAGCAGAAAGGCUGUUCUGAGUAUUUCUAAGGGAUCAUCAAGAUUUGGACAAUGCAUGUACUGCAAUAGUUUUGGGGAGUCUGGAUUUUCUUCCUUGAACUCUUAAAUUUUCAACAGCAUCAGUUUCAGCUUUACAGCACUGAAACGUGAAGUUGGGCUGAAAUCUAUAAAUUGGGAUAGCCUUGAUUAGCUGACACUUUAAUUAUAUACACUUCUCAUGUGAGAUGUCCUUCCCAGGAGUGAUACUGAUCAUCAACAGUAAAUAAGGCUCAGCCUUUACUUAUUCAAGUCUUGAGGUAGUGUGGCACUUUCUGAUGCAUUUCAUGAUAACCGAUGACAUUGCAGUAUGUUAAUAUAUGACAGGAUUAUGUAAUAUUUCAUUACAUGAAAACUGUUAAUUUUGCAUUUCUAAAUAACAUCACAUACCUACAUUUCUAUGGUCGUGUCUGAUCUGAGCAUUAUGUGAAGCAAUCUGCUCCUAGUAUCACUUUCUUUACAGUUCUUUUAUUUUUUUUUUGCAAAAUAAGAUUAUAUGCAGUUUGCUUAUAUCAAAGAGAAGCCUUAUUAAAGCAUGAUUCGUUUUUAAGAAAAAAAAGUGUAAACUUCUUCUUUGCUUCUUGAAAGAUUUAUUAGAGUUUUAUUAGAAAUUAAUACUUCAAGUUGCUUGGAGUGCAUUGAAGCCUGGUAUUUGAUGGACAAUGUCCAAAUUAUUCUGUACAAUUAAAAAGUAAACAAUUAUAAAGCUCUUCUUGAAAAAUAUAACAAGCAUAUUAUGAAGAUCGAAGAUUUUUUAAAUUACCGGUAAGGUUAUCAUCCGCUUAGAAAAUUUCUGAUUCUUACUCAGGGAACUUUUUUCUCAAGAUAGCAAUUUUGGGGGGAAAUACGAUGUUGAAAUCACAGGCAUUGUCAGGCAUAAAUAAGGAAGGAGAAUCCGUUGUCCCUUAUCUCCAACAACAGAGGAAGCCAGACUCAGCACCAUGCUCCGAAAGGGCGUCACCGAAAGUUUUGGGGCGGCUAUCUCCAGCCUCAAUGCUGCACAUUUGACUGAGACAGUAGUUCGGAGAAGCAAGAGGAUGAUUCUGGAUACACUGGGAGUGGGUCUCUUGGGCACCACCUCUGGUGUCUUCGGCAAAGUCUUACAGUACAGCAAAAUGUAUAAUGCAUCAAACACCAGUACGGUCUGGGGAAAACCUGAUAUCUCUCUCCCACCUCAAUAUGCAGCCUUUGUCAAUGGAGUUGCGGUUCACUCCAUGGAUUUUGAUGACACCUGGCAUCCAGCCACACACCCUUCGGGCGCUGUCCUUCCCGCCCUGCUCGCCUUGGCAGAGUCCAUGCACACAAGGCCCUCUGGUCUAGAGCUGCUCUUAGCUUUUAACGUGGGCAUCGAAGUGCAAGGAAGAUUAAUGAGAUUCUCCAAGGAAGCACACAACAUCCCCAAAAGGUUUCACCCUCCUGCAGUGGUGGGCGUUAUGGGAAGCGCCGCGGCAACAGCGAAGCUUCUGGGCCUGGAACGUACCCAGUGUCGAGAGGCACUAGCUAUCGCCGCGUCCUACGCGGGAGCCCCCCUGGCGAAUGCUGCGACCCAGACCAAGCCCCUUCACAUAGGCAACGCCACACGGAGGGGUCUGGAAGCGUCGUACUUAGCCCUGCUGGGGCUGGAAGGCAACAAGCAGGUUCUGGAUAUCGAGUCGGGCUUUGGGGCCUUCUACACAGACUACUCUCCGGACCCGCUGCCUCCCACCAGCUCCUACAGGUGGGUCCUGGAAGACCAGGACGUGGCCUUCAAGCGUUUCCCAGCUCACCUGGGAAUGCACUGGAUGGCGGACGCCGCGGCAGCAGUGAGGGGCAGGCUGCUGACGCGAAACGUCGACUUCCAACAGAUUGAAAAGAUAGUGCUGAGAGUGCCCAAUUCCAGAUACAUCAACUGCCCUUUCCCCGCCUCCGAGCACGAAGCCAGACACUCCUUCCAAUUCAACGCCUGCUCAGCCCUGCUGGACGGAAGGGUUUCUGUGGAAUCCUUCAGCCGCUGUGAAAGGGACAGGGCAGAGCUAAAAGACCUUCUUGCAAAAGUGCAGGUGGAAAGCCCAGCAGACAACCAGCCCAACUUUGAUACUAUGUACUGCGACAUCAGUGUGGAGUUGCAGAAUGGACAGUCUUUCACAGAGCGCUGCAACAGAUUUUAUGGUCACUGGAAGAAGCCUCUAAGCCAAGAAGACCUCCUUAAAAAGUUCAAAGCCAAUGCAACAACAGUGCUGCCACUGGAAUCUGUGGAGGGUAUUAUUGAAGCAGUAGAUAACCUUGAGAACAUCAGAGACUGCUCAGUGCUCAGCACAUUCCUGCAAGUGAAUGAGAAAACAUUAUUCCUGAACACAACCUCAUGUUAAACUCCAGCCUCUGACCUACUGGUAUUUCCCAAGUUACAAACCACAGCCUAUGACGUGUUCUGACAUUCUUCAUUGCAAAGUGAUUUUCCAUUUGUGGCAAUCUUGUUCAUGUGCUAAACUUUCCACCCUAGUAGGAGUUCGCAACCUUACUUUUAAGCACCUUAAAUUCCUCACACUUUUCUCUUAGUCACCCAGGCAAUGAGCUUUGGAAGCUGAAAUACAAAAUCAUUGUAAAUAUUUCACAGUUAUCCAUAGCUGAAGAAGUGUAUAUUUAACUUUUGUAUUCAGCAAUUUGGUUUUCUUUUGUAAUGCUUUAGUUUUUGCAUAGCUUUAUGUGAAUGCCAGGAAUUCUCUGAUGGAAGUAACUUAACUUUUGGCCUGUAAAGGUAAAGAACAUAUUAACUUUUACAAAUAUAUUUUUUGCUGCCAAAUCUUCCCUUUUAUACAUCCCUCAAACUGCCAAAUUUAAAAAACAGAAUUACGUUGGGUUAAAUUUAGUUAUUAAACAGGGAGAUAAUCAAUUAUCUAUUCCAUAAAACCAAUGUCUGAAACGUGCAUAACUUGCAUCAGGUAUAGACUUACCAAGUGAUACUGUAAGUGAUAAGAGGAAGGUCCCAACUCAGAAAAGGCCACUCACUUCCCCCUAGUCUUUUAAUAAAGAUUAGUUCUUCAAACA
Molecule: messenger RNA, 3117 nt
Organism: Lepisosteus oculatus (spotted gar)
Lineage: Eukaryota; Metazoa; Chordata; Actinopteri; Semionotiformes; Lepisosteidae
Gene: acod1
Product: aconitate decarboxylase 1
Biological process (GO): defense response
Cellular component (GO): mitochondrion
Molecular function (GO): aconitate decarboxylase activity
Source: RefSeq, a predicted model, not a curated record